GCAGUUAAGCCCAAUGAUGCCCUGUCUUCCAGGGAAUUUACUACUGCCACGGACCUGCCAGGACUGUCGUGGGCCACCUAUUCAGAGGAGGCAGACAACACCCGCUACUCUAGUUUAAGAUGCUGACACUGGGCAGUGUUUUACUGCUUAUGGUAGCAGCAUCUGUUGCCAGCAUAGGCAAGGAUCCUACCCUUGAUUCAGACUGGGAACGCUGGAAGACAAUCUACCAAAAGCAGUACAGCAGUGAAGAGGAAGAGCUUUCCAGGCGCUUGAUCUGGGAAAAAACCCUGAAAAUAGUUACAGUUCAUAACUUGGAAGAGUCAAUGGGAAAGCAUUCAUACACAAUGGCCAUGAAUGGCUUUGCAGACAUGACAUCUGAGGAAGUAACGGCUACAAUGACAGGGCUCAGGGUAUCCGACUCAGAAAUGGAUAACCUCACAGCUGACUGGCCUCAAGAAAGUAUUCAGGAUCAGGCCCCAGACUGCAUAGAUUGGAGGAAGAGCGGUUAUGUCACCAAUGUAAAGAACCAGGGAUCUUGUGGUUCUUGUUGGGCUUUCAGUGCCGUGGGGGCCUUGGAAGGACAACUGAAGAAGAAAACAGGGCGUUUGGUGUCACUUAGUCCCCAGAACCUAGUAGACUGCUCCUGGAAAUAUGGCAACCAUGGUUGCCACGGAGGCUUUAUGACUAGUGCCUUCAGAUAUGUUAUAAACAACCAUGGCAUUGACUCAGAAACGUCGUACCCAUAUGAAGGUCGGGACAAUCAUUGCCGUUAUAAAACUUCUGGACGGGCUGCCACCUGUGUCAGCUAUAAAAAAAUACCUAAAGGAAGUGAAACUUAUCUUGAAAGAACAGUGGCUUCAGUGGGACCAAUAUCGAUUGCUAUAGAUGCAAGUUUGAGAUCCUUCCAACAUUACCAUAGUGGUGUGUACUAUGACUCAAAAUGCAGUUCUUCACAUAUAAACCAUGCCGUUCUUGUUGUGGGAUAUUGUGUGGACAAAGGUGUGCCAUAUUGGCUCGUCAAAAACAGCUGGGGAACCAGAUGGGGUGAUCACGGUUAUAUCCGGAUGGCAAAAAACAGAGGCAACCUUUGUGGAAUAGCUUCAUUUGCCAACUACCCAGUGAUGUGA
Gopherus evgoodei (Goodes thornscrub tortoise) is the source of this 1127-nucleotide messenger RNA. RefSeq names its product cathepsin K-like. The transcript has 8 exons. Gene Ontology annotation, molecular function: cysteine-type endopeptidase activity. The record is from RefSeq and is a predicted model, not a curated record. Lineage: Eukaryota; Metazoa; Chordata; Testudines; Testudinidae. Bases 120 to 1127 code for a protein of 335 amino acids. Gene Ontology annotation, cellular component: lysosome. Gene Ontology annotation, biological process: immune response.